AUGGAAAAGGAGGAUGGGAAGAAAAUGCAUAAAGUAAUUUGAAGUUUAUGUUAACAUUUGUUAAGUUUUUUUGUAAAAAAAUAAAUAAUAUUUUUUUAAAAAAAGAAAAGAAAAAGAGUUGCUUGGUUGAGAACUCUUCCUUGAGACUCCUCCCCAGCACAUUGUGUCUGACCUAGUCCUGGGGUCCCCACCUUCUUUUUCUUCUUUGGCGAUCACUCAUAGCCAGGUAAGAUUCUUCCAUGAAUACGGUCUUAACAGUGAGUCUGUAAGUGACUAUGGAGGUCAAUUCUGGAUUCACAUGUCCUUCCACAGAUGUUUCUCCCUUUCGUCCUGAGUUUGAGCAUCUUCAAAGUCUAUGACACCUUUGGUAAAGGCUGUUCCACAAUUGGAGCACUGGCAGGCCAGUGUUUCCCAGUUGUUGGUGUUUAUAUGACUUUCUUUAGAUUUGCCUUGAGAGAGUCUUUAAACCUCUUUUGUUGAGCACCAGUAUAACGCUUUCUAUUUUUAAAUUUGGAAUAGAGUAGUUGCUUUGGAAGACAAUAAUCAGGCAUCCACACAACAUGACCAUUCCAACGAAAUUGAUGUUGAAGAAUCAUUGCUUCGGCACUGGUGAUCUUUGCUUCUUCCAGUACAUUGGCAUUAAUUCGCCUGUCUUCCCAAGUGAGAUGUACAUUUUUUCAGAGACUCCAUUGAUAGAAUCUUUCAAGGAGUUGGAGAUGGCAUUUAUAAGUGGUCCAUGUUUCACAAGCAUACAGUAGGGUUGGUAGUACAACAGCUUUAUAAACAAGCAUUUUUGUUUCCCUGCAAAUGUCCCGGUCCUCAAACUCUCUGCACUUCAAUCAGGAGAAGUUGGAAGCUUUCCAAGUUGGUUGCCAUCACUGCCUUCUGUGGUAGUGAGUUCCGCAGUUUUAACUAUGUGCUGCAUGAAUAAGGGUUCUGGUGUUAUGAGAGAAAUGUUUUGUUAUUUGUUUGUUUAUUUAUUUAUUUAUUUUAUUUAUAUUCCACCCUAUCCCCAGAUGUUUCAGGGCAGCUCACAGAACAAAACUAGAACACAAAAUCGCAAAAUAUAUAAUUAUCCAUCUGCAAGGAUCUUAUGAUGAGCAAUUGUAACAAGUAUGGCUAUGGAUCUUUGCCAAGGGUUUCAUAAGAAACACCCUUUCUUUUUUUUUAAAGCAGGCAAAUUGACCCUGCCACUGAAUAGAAGAUUAAUAUGUAAGGCAAAACAUCCCAUGAACCAGCACAAAAGAGGCAGUUUUAUUGAUUUUAGAAAGAUUGGAGGUGGUGGUGGGAGAGGGGAGGGAGACAUGAGACUUUUGCAACUGCUGAGCUAUAAAAAGCAGCUCAGCCAGCAAAAGGAGCCGGAAAUCAUGUUGAUGAGUGCCUGAGAUCCUGAUGAGGUUGCUAAAACCCAGCUCUGGAGCUUGCAUUUCUGCAGCUGAGCAGCUGAAAGCAGAUGCAUAAAGCAUCAGUUUAUAAAACACACCCUGUUCAUCUGAAAUGUGGACAUUGAAAGAGCACCUUUGACUGAAGAAAAUAUCCUUUAUAAAAAUUUAUCUCUUUAGUCUCACUGAAGAGGAUGUCCCUAUUUUCACUGGAGAAAUGUUGGAGGGCAUGCAAUAAAUUAGAUGGGCCGCGGCAUCUGACUUGGUAUAAGGCAGCCUCCUAGGGGACCCAGGUGGUGCUUGGUCUAAACCACUGAGCCUCUUGGGCUUGCUGAUCGGAAGGUCGGCUGUUCGAAUCCCCACAAUGGGGGUGAGCUCCCAUUGCUCUGUCCUAGCUCCUGCCAACCUAGCAGUUUGAAAGCACGCCAGUGCAAGUAAAUAAAUAGGUACCACUCUGGUGGGAAGGUAAACUGUGUUUCCGUGCACUCUGGCACUCGUAACGGUCCUCCGUGCGCCAGUAGCGGUUUAAACCUGCUGGCCACAUGACCCGGAAAGCUGUCUGUGGACAAACGCUGGCUCCUUUGGCCUGAAAGCGAGAUGAGCACCACAACCCCAUAGCUGCCUUUGAUUGGACUUAGCCAUCCAGGGGUCUUUUACCUUUUACCUUAAGGCAGCCUCCUGUGUUACUAUGUAAUGUACAUUUAAAGCAUAUGGAUUCUCUUAAAGAACUUGUUUGUUAGGGGUGCUGGGAAUGGUAGCUCUGUGAUGGGUAAACCAGUUUAAAGGAUUAUUGGGUUGGGGGGAGCUAUGUGAUUUAAAUCUAUGGUGUAAUGCCCUCAGCAGUGAAUUUUAUAUUUAGAAAUAGGGAAGACACCUAGUGUUACAUGGGAAAAGUGUUGAGGUGUGAGGGAUAAUCAACCUGUAGCCCUCCAGAUGUUGCAUGUAGUCCUUGGGGAUUAUGGGAGUUGGGACCCCAGCGACAGCAGCUGGAAAGCCACAGGUUGACUACCCCUUUGGGGGGAUUCGCUCCAAAUUUAUUUUAUUUAUCUGGAGUGUUUAUAACCUGAUGCCCAUUGAAUAUUUCGAAUCCAAGUUGGGAUCGACAAAAUUGACAUAUACAGGUGAGAGAGAUAAUACCCAUAUAAAAAUUUAUUAGCCCUUUCACAAAAACAAAUCAGCACUUUCCUCACAAAGCAAAGGACAGCAAUAAAAAAAGUCACAGCUACCUCUUUAUUGAAAAGGAAAAAUAUUUUUUAUAUAACAGCAAACAAAAUAGUGUUUCUUUCAUUUUCUGUACAGGCUGCAUACACGCCUCCCAUUUAAAUCACCUUUAUUGGGAACAGUAGUUUGCUAAGGGUGCUAUUGGAAUUGUAGGUCUGUGAGGGCAAACUACAGUUCCCAGAACACUUUGCGGGGUGAGCGUUAAGCGUGUGCUUUAAAUGCACGGUGAGCGUCCGUACGCAGUCCUUUGAGCGCCUGCCUCCCGCUCUGUCCCGCCUCCUCGAACGUCGUCCUGCGGCGAAAGUGGGAGGGGCGCGACGCGACGCGUGACGGAAGUACCGGCUCCAUUUUUUUCAUAUCCGCCCUUUUUCAGUCACGCGAGGGGUGGGGCCUCUUCUUUAGCCACGCCUCCGAAGUGGUCACGCCCUCCAACUUUAUAUCGUCUCCUUCGCUACACACACUUACACACAAAGAAACAAACAAACAAACAGCACUUCUCUCUGCGCACGCGUCCCGAGUCCCUUUCUGCCACGUCACUUCCGCCAGCCGGUGGUGACACUGUUUCCGGGUCCGGCUGAGUGGUUGAGGCGUCAGUUCUGUCAGGAACCAGCCGGUGAGUUAAGAGAAAGGGUUUUAUGUUCCGCCUUUUCUUUUCCUUGGCGGUUAGAGGGUGCGUGAAAUGUCAGUGUAUUGCGGUCGUUGGGGGUGGGUUUCUGUUUUGCUUUCUGGAGGGUGGUAGUAGUGCUGGAAAGAAAGGUGAGACGGUAAAUACGGUAAAUAGGGAAGGUUUGGCGCGGCUGUUAAGAGCCUCCGUCUUCCCCGUUCAUUUACCAUAUUUAUUGCCUAUAAAAGGACCAAGCAAAAGAUGCGAUAAAGUGUUCGGGUUCCCCAACGCUGUUCUUCAGGCGGCAUGUAAAAGGAAAAGGGUUCGAGGAGGGAAGAGGGGAAGAUUCAGGCAUCGUUAUUCAUUAUUUAUUUAUGAAUUAUUCUUACACUUACGUCCCACUUUUUCUCCAAGGAGGUCAAGGUGGUGUGCACACUUCUCCUUCGCGUUUUAUCCUCACAGCAUUUCAGGCUGAGAGAUAGUGAUUGACCCAGGGUAACCCAGUGAGCUUUAAUGGCUUUAACAGAGAUUUGAACCUGGGUCUUGCCACUUUUCAUUGGCUUUCACAGCAAUGAGGGGAGGGAAAUACCUAAUUUUCUUUUUCCCUCUUUCCAAGCCUUGCCCCACCAAAGCCUGAUUUUGUACAAUAAGUCUGAAGAAGACUUCUACAUAACUCAAAACCACACCACUGUUUUGCAGCAUUUUAGUUGACCCAAAUAAAGGUAUACUCCAGUGACUUUUUGUUUCCCUUUUUUAUGUUGUGACUUUUGUAUCAUUAUUGUUAGUGUUAACCUUGGGGCUUAAUUUACAAACAGGGUAUUGGUAACGUGUGUGUGUGUGUGUGUGUGUAAUUUCCCCUGAAAAGAAUAAAUCCAGAUUUAAUUAUGGGGUGAGUGAUGGGAUACACACUAGCAUUUUGAUGCUAGCAUCAUUGUUUGGGCACUGCAGAAAAAGGAAAACACCUGGCAUGCCUCAGAAGCUCUGAAUCAGUAAUAAAACUAUAUUUGGAAUCACCUACUUGAUAUUUUUUUAUUGUGCUUUAUUCAAGAGCAGGGACAUCAAGUCUUUCCAUGUCUCCAUAUUUUGCUCACACAACAAAGCUGGUCCAAAGGUUAUCCACUGAGGUUUGUGACCAAGUGGGAAUUUCAGACAAGAUCUUUCCUGGCUGAAACAUCCAUACCAUAAUGCCCUUUGCAAUCCUAAAUGUACUUCUAGCACAAGAAGAGCCUUUUAGGGUUAGACCCCAAAAGACCCAUCUAGUCCAGCAUUCUGUUUUCAUAGUGGCCAGCCAGAUGCCCAUUAUGGGAAACUUGCUAGCAAGACCUGAGAGUACUUGCUAGUGAGUAAGCCCCCUGGAAUACAGGUGGGGCAGGAUUGCAAUGUGGAUCUGGUUGCAUUGAACAUGGGUAUUAUAGUAGCAAUGUAAACAAUGAGGGGUUUGCUAUUCAAAGGCAAAACGCUUAAAGAUAAUGUUAUGCAAAUUUUGGAAGGCAAGAAUCAAGUUUAUUUAAGAUGCUUAAAGCAGCUUCAAAUGUCUGUAUUGACUCGUGCUCACUGCUUCGUGAGAUGGUUGGUUUUAUUUUUAAGCUUUCUCUUCUUGCUGUCUUCUACCCAAAGGGUCCCAAAAUAACUAAUGGAGUUUAAGGACAGUGAAUAAGGCAAAGAAGCAGCCUUUGCCAAUCUGGUGCCCUCCAGAUGUUUUGGACUGCUAUUCCCAUACAGCAUGGCUGUGCUGGUGGGGUCUGAAGGAGUUGUAGUCCAGCACAUGUGGACAGCACCAGGUUGGCAAAACAGUAGUUGCGAUAAAGUAUGGAGUAGAGCAGUGCACCAGUACCAAACCAGGUUUUUAAAAGCCAGUUUAAAGCUUUGUUUUAAAGAAACCUAAAAGUCUCCACCUGUCACUGAAAGGACGUUGAAUUGCCACAGCUGAAAAGGCCUUUUUGGGUCACAGCCCAGCUCACUUCUAACAAGUGGAAUCCAAAGAAAGUCUUCUCAGUAUUACCUUAGUGUCUGGACAGGUCCACGUAUAGGAGAAAAUGCCGUAUUUUUCGCACCAUAGGGCACACCGGACCAUAGGCCGCACCCAGUUUUUAGGGGGGGGGGGAUCAAGAAAAAAAAUAUUUUCCCCCCCAGCCCCAAAGAGCAGCAUACAGGCUGCGCACAACCUCUCCCUGCCGGAGGGGUUGCGCGCAGCUAUGGAGCAAGCCAAUGCAGCGAGCGGGAUGGAUCCCACUCGCUGUUUUGGCUUCCCCUUUAGCCCCGUGCAGCCUCUCCUUGCCAGGAGACGCUGCGCAGGGCUAAAGAAUCCAUAGCCCCAUGCAGUCUCUCCUUGCCGGAGGGGUUGCGCACAGCUAUGGAGCAAGCCAAGGCAGCGAGCGGGAUGGAUCCCGCUCGCUGUUUUGGCUUCCCCUUUAGCCCCGUGCAGCCUCUCCUUGCCGGAGGGGUUGCGCGCAGCUAUGGAGCAAGCCAAGGCAGGGGGCGGGAUGGAUCCCGCUCGCUGUUUUGGCUUCCCCUUUAGCCCCGUGCAGCCUCUCCUUGCCGGAGGGGUUGCGCGCAGCUACGGAGCAAGCCAAGGCAGGGGGCGGGAUGGAUCCCGCUCGCUGUUUUGGCUUCCCCUUUAGCCUCGUGCAUCCUCUCCCUCCCGGGAGAGGCUGCGUGGGGCUAAAGAAUCCAUAGCCCCGUGCAGCCUCUCCUUGGCGGGAGACGCUGUGCAGGGCUUUCCUGGCUUGUCUGGGAGGUGGCGGGAGUCCCUCACCUUUCGCAAAACCGGCAGAAGCCGCGCACACAUUAAAAGGGUUGCACGGCUUCUUCUGGCUUUCCUGGGAGGUGGGGGGAUUCCCUCACCUCUCGCAAAAGCCCGCAGAAGCCGCACAACCCCUUUAAAGAGAUCGCAGCUUCUCCUGGAUUUUCUGGGAGGUGGGAGAAGCAACUGAUGUGGCCGGUCAGUCCCUUCUCCCUCCUGGGGAAAAGCCCGCAAGAGCGCACGGAGCUUGUGUGCGGCUCUUGGGGGCUUUUCCCGACUGCCUCCCCCCUGCAUUCGCUCCAUAGGACGCACACACAUUUUCCCUUGCUUUUUAGGAGAGAAAAAGUGCGUCCUAUGGUGCGAAAAAUACGGUACUCAUUAAGGUAGCUGUGUUAGAAUUUUAAACAAACACCAGCACAUUGAGUUGUGUCUGAAAGAUUGUCAAAAGAUGUCUCAUAUGCCCAGUCCCAGACAGCAGUCUUUUCUGUAGGAAGAAUAUAAGACAGAAGCACAGCUCAUCGUAGCUGCUCCUAAGGGGGUUUGCCUCUACUGCAAUAAGCAACUGAUAAGGGGUAAAUACAGUAAUAAUUACUGUAGUGCUUAGCACUAGGAUCAGUGAUAAGAGAUCCCUUAUCUCCUGUCUUAGCACUUAGUGCUUACACUGGAGAUAACAGAUCUGUGUGCCUGAUAUAUAGCGUGAGCAUCGCUUGUCUUAAAAUGAUCCCACAGGCCAAAUUUGACUUUCCCCACCCCUUCAGUAACAGGUGAUGGUGGGGAGUGCAUUGACAUUACUGUAGUCUAAUGUGAGUUGGUGGGAAACUGAAUAUGGCAAGAAAUUCAAAGAGCAUCAUACCGGGGGCCAAAUAUGAUCUCUCGGAGCCAGAAUGUAUAAAUAAAGAGUGCCUCUGGCUAUGUUCUCAACUAUAUGUAAAUAACAGGCAUGUAAGUUAAAAAUGCUUUUCAAACAUAAACUUAGAAAUUGCAUUAGAAAAGCUAAAAAGUCUAGGCAUAAUUUAUUAACAUUGCCUGCCAUUAGGCAUUUGCUGCCACCAUCCCACCUGCUUCUAGAACUAGAGAAGAGUGCUUCCUGGUUGGUGAUAGUGAUUUCUGGGCACACAAGCUGUGGCACCUCUUGCUAAGUGUUGGUUCAGAGUGGAUCCUGUAAGUCAUCCUUUUGGUUCAAGUUUGAGGGUGUCAUCAUGCGAUUUGGUAGUGAGAGGCAGAGUUAAAUAUGUGGGGAAGCUUAAGUUACUACCACAAAUCAGCCUGCAAUGUUCAUGAAGUACUUUCAAGGUCAGCAUGUUGGACAGGUGGUGUCAAGUGUCCUAUAGCUCCUGCAGGGCUGUCAGGAAAUCCAGUGAAUAAUUCAUGGUUGCUCGGGGAGAUGGUGUUAGGUAGACAGAGAGGCCGAGCCAGGAGAUGGUAAUUCCCCUUCAUGUGGCUUCAGUGAGACCUCUUCUUGAGUUCUUUUAUCUUGCAUUGGGGGCCCUGCUUUGAUGUUGCAACCUGUGUUCUGCCUCUUUCAUAUAUGUCACUGGUAGCGUCCCUGUGACUUCCAACAUACUUGAAGCCAACAAAAUCAGAAGAGCCAAGUAUUGGUAUGGGCCGGAAUUUCUAAUGAUGUUUUUAGUGUUGUGUCUCAUUCUGUCUUGAUAGCUUGAGCCCAUCAAUCAAGGGCACAUCUUGUGGUUUAAAUUUUACAAUUUUAAUGCCUUAUGGAGUUUAUUUUUAUUGGGAUACUUGUAAAUAUUGUAAAACAUGAUUCAGAAGUACAUAAUCUUUUGUAUUGGUUUUAAGAAAAAGAUGAAGGAACUGAAGACUGUUAAAAGGUCUGAAACCUGAGUACAAAUGUGGUUCCCAGUGACAGUAGCUUCAAAAAACAUUAGUUACGAUUUUGUUUUUAGAUUUGACUAGUAUUGUAUCUGUUCCAGUACUUUGGCUUGCAUUGAGGUUGGGGUGGGUGGACAGAAGAGAGUUGGAGAGCAAUGUAGGUUUAGAAUUCAAGGAGUUCAAAAUUGUUCCAAACAUAGAUUUUGAUCUUGAACUAAUUCUUGCAGAUUGCCUAAUCUGUGUCUACUGAACUGUAUUGUCAGAUUUGGUCAUUACAAAUACACCCCCUUAAUUUUGAAAUAGCACUGGGCAAUGAGCCCCUUGAGGGAGAGGAACUGAUUGGAUGGAAGAUAAAUCAGGCACAGACUGCUGUGUGCUUGUGCCUUGACUGUCUGAACUGUGGUGAUCCUGCCUUUGAGGGCCUGUCUGGCUGUUGA
Molecule: messenger RNA, 8217 nt
Organism: Podarcis lilfordi (Lilford's wall lizard)
Lineage: Eukaryota; Metazoa; Chordata; Lepidosauria; Squamata; Lacertidae
Source: the annotation of a GenBank genome assembly